AUGAUGCAGAAUUUAUACGCCAAGGCGACUGAUGUGGAUGGGACUGGAACACAACGUCAUCUUAGUACCGACAAUCAACAGGCCGUUCCCCGAACAGAGGUCCCUGGUGCCGAAGUCCCAGACAUCAGCUCAUCCCUCUCUAACAAGGGUCCUCCAUCGGGCAUGGUCGGCCAAACAGCGUCUAGAUCAUCCUCCGAAGUUAUCCCUAAAAUGUCGGACCUCGUUGUAUCGACUGCUACGUCACCUUGUGAUGUUUCUGUAGGUGCUGUAUCGGCGGAGUUAGAUGAGAUGGAGAUAGAUGGGGUUGCAGGAGCACGUGCAGACAACAACAAAUUUUGGAAUGAAUCUCUGCCUCCGCGUGAAGAGAUCCCCAGUCUCAACCCCACUCAUUCCUAUCCUACACCCCAGUCCAAUCCGCCAGAAACGCCUAUCCCAGAAAAACGACGCAUCGAAUACUCAAAGAACUUCCCAAGCAAGACCGUCCAGCGCGAAGUUCUCUCAUCAUGCUCUCCAGCGUCACCCACGGAUGGUUCUGCUGGCGCAAACAUUGGGAGCGCUUCCGAGGCAUCGAAAUCGGUCUCCACUGGAUACAAACAUCCUUCCGUCGAAGACGAUAUGGGAGACGAAGAAAUGGAGUCCAUUUUGGAAGAUGCCUAUAAAUUCUUGAAGUACCGUUCCGUUUUGCCAAAUUCGAACUCAGAAACUGAGCCCAGCACACCACGAGUCAGGGAAUCACCCGAAGACUCUCACCCUGGAGACGAAUAUGUCACAGAUACAGCGGUUUCAGAGCUAGCACGUGCAUCAGUCUUGUCUCCCUCCUCUCCUGCUAAUGAGGCUUCACCUGCACCUCGUCAGACCGAUGAUCACGUAGGGGUUGCUGGGAAUAGCAAGAACCGCAAACGAAAGCGCACCCCAGAAACUGAUGACCCAACAGCAAGAAGAGCAAGUCAAAAUUCCACCUUAUCUAAUGGUAGCAUACAGGCAGCGGCGCUCCAGUCUUCCUUACUAGUAGCUGAUGACGAGGACCUGGCCAUUAGUGAUGCCUUGUCUUCGCUCGGUUCGAGUUCUGCUGGUAGUCCUCUUCUCGAGCCUGACCACAGUCCGACUCCCGAACCCACCCCCUGGACGUGA
Molecule: messenger RNA, 1131 nt
Organism: Penicillium diatomitis
Lineage: Eukaryota; Fungi; Ascomycota; Eurotiomycetes; Eurotiales; Aspergillaceae
Exons: 1
Coding region: 1-1131 (376 amino acids)
Source: RefSeq, a predicted model, not a curated record